Molecule: messenger RNA, 2318 nt
Organism: Portunus trituberculatus (swimming crab)
Lineage: Eukaryota; Metazoa; Arthropoda; Malacostraca; Decapoda; Portunidae
Product: carbohydrate sulfotransferase 11-like
Exons: 6
Coding region: 375-1289 (304 amino acids)
Biological process (GO): carbohydrate biosynthetic process
Cellular component (GO): membrane
Molecular function (GO): sulfotransferase activity
Source: RefSeq, a predicted model, not a curated record
CCAUUUUCCCUCACUACAUGGCGUGCACACUGACGAAGGCCCGCGUGGAGGAUGGAGAUGCCAAAAAAACUGUUUCAGGAGUGGUAUAGUAAAGGCAACACUGGGAAGUAGAAAGAAAGAAAAGUGCUAUCUGGACUCCGUUCUUUGCCUCGAGCAUUUGCCGCUUCUCCGGGAAGAUGGAAGGCAGCACGCAAGUCAUGUGAGGCGUCGCAUUCCCUAUACUUCAUACAACAGAUUUUCCUUGUAUGCGCGCGCCGCCAUAGGGUUCUCCGCACAGUGGGCACAGAACAUACUAAUGAUCAGCGCUCCAGUGUCUCAGCGAAAGGGAUCGUAUAUGUCCUCAUUGUAAAGCAGCUCGUCGCCACCGUCACCGAAUGUCAGUCUUUAUUAGCCACAGGUGGUCCACGGUGAGGCAGGUGUUGACAGCGACGCUGCUGCUUCUCUCUGCUAGCCUCUUGAUUUCUUGGAAUGUGGAAUACGAGACUUUGACGGUGAAAGCUGAGGAAGCGAAGUCACGAAGCGAUGCUCUGGAGCAACACGUGAAGGAAGUGUGCGAGACAAUGCGAUUUCCAGACACAGGAGCGAGUCAGGCGCUGGAUCACAUGCAUUAUGAUGACGUGAGGAAAGUGAUCUACUGCUUCAUUCCCAAGGUGGCCAGUACCAGCUGGAAGAAGACGUGGCUGAAGAUGACACAGCCGAGGAGAAACGUGUCUGCCAUGCGCAGGGGAGCCAUACACAUCAGCCUUCCAUUGCUCGUCCUCGAUAAAGACAAGGAAAAGAAGCUAAGAACCUACAAGAAGUUUAUGGUUGUACGGCACCCUUUCGAGCGGGUCCUGUCGGCCUACAAGGACAAGCUGGAGUAUUGGGCGCGUCACAAUCACCUCUUCCACUUGAUGGUCGGGAAGGGACUAAAUAAACACAGAGACAACCCAAACGAGGAGACAGACAACAUCACCUUCACGGAGUACAUUCGCUUCAUCUCUCAGCCGGGACGCGGGACUGUGGAGCAGCGAAACGAACACUGGUUGCCGAUGCAUGAAAUAUGCCACCCCUGCGCCAUACAGUACGACUUUAUUGGCAAGUAUGAAAACCUGAAGGAGGAUUCGGAGUAUCUGCUGAAGUGGCUGGGCGUGACAGACCUGAUGGGCACGUUUCCUGCAGCAAUUAGGCCCUUCCACGCCAGCCGCCACGACCCCAGGUACUUCGGCCAGCUCAGCAACCAGGAAAUCAUGGCCUUUUACGCCAAAUACUUGCCAGACUUUAUGUUAUUCGACUACGACUUUGUGUGACUUUGGAAUAACAAUACUGUGGUAUGUAGCUGCGUUGCGACGCUGGUGCUGUAGGUCACUGGCAAGUGUGUAGUGAUGAAGUGAGUGCCUUCUCUGUGGGGUGAUUUUUGGAUGUUGUAAAUUCUAUAGUUAUCGUGAUUCAAGCUUGUCAGAACACGCCAUGAUGUUUCACGAGAUGAAGACCUGUGCGUGACGAACAGACCCGUAACAGUUCAUACGAGAAGAACUUUUAACAAAUAUUCGCGGCAGCGUUGUGGAUAAAGUGGUGAGCAUGGAAUCGGGCAGACGUCCACGCGUCGGUUCGAAUCCCACCACGUACAGCCUUAAACACUUUGCCAUUUGUACCACUAUAAAUAAAAUUGCCUGCCCCCCUAAUGGGCGGAAGCUGAACAGCGCUUCCUACACACUCUUCAAGUAAGCCUACAAGCGCUAUAGGCCUUAACCUUAAAAAAGAAAAAAAAAGCAGAUGGUUGUCAGCAGGAAUGAACAUUGAGAUUAGGUUUCUGCACAUUUAGUUUAUAUCGUGCGAUUCACAAAAACAAUGAUGCAAAUCAUUCCCAUCCCAUCCCAUUGUGCGUAAAAGCUAUAAACCAAAGAAAACAUUUUUUUGUUGAAUAGAAUAAUCAUACUAUCUAUUUUAAAUGGAAGUGUGUUCCACGCAUUCUGCUACAGGAAUAUCACUUAAACAAUAUUUUCAUCCUUCAUUUGGAAACUGGAGACUUAGUUAAAAUGAAUUAUACUAAUCAUGCUGCGCUACAAAUAAACGCCAAAGCUUUCCUCAUUACUGAAUUAUUCUUGUCACUGAAGGGAAGUUUUUUUUUUCUAUAUCUGCACUCUAUCCUGUGGUAUACUCUAUAAAUAUCUAUACUAAUUACGAUUUUUUAUAAUAAAAUAAUGCGAGUGUAUAUUGCAUUAUCUUUUUAACAUAAAAAAGUAUUGACGUGUGCUAUUCUUUUGAUGCAGCUUUGUUUGGUUGUUAAGCUAGUCAUUAACUUUAUCACACAUAGAUAUUAAAAGUCAUGCCUUCUU